Cynocephalus volans (Philippine flying lemur) is the source of this 2808-nucleotide messenger RNA. RefSeq names its product ankyrin repeat and BTB domain containing 1 (gene ABTB1). Gene Ontology annotation, molecular function: protein binding. The record is from RefSeq and is a predicted model, not a curated record. Gene Ontology annotation, cellular component: cytoplasm; ubiquitin ligase complex. Bases 105 to 1589 code for a protein of 494 amino acids. Lineage: Eukaryota; Metazoa; Chordata; Mammalia; Dermoptera; Cynocephalidae. The transcript has 13 exons.
CGGUACGGCCUUGGGUCCCCGGGCGCCGCUGCGGAUCUCCGGGCCGGGGUGCGCCGGUGACGCCCGCCGGCGGGCAGUCCUGCGGUGGCCGAGCCUCCCGCGCCAUGGACACCAGCGACCUGUUCACCAGCUGCAGGAAGGGGGAUGUGGGCCGAGUGCGGUACCUGCUGGAGCAGCGGGACGUGGAGGUGAAUGUGCGGGACAAGUGGGACAGCACCCCCUUGUACUACGCUUGCCUGUGUGGGCAUGAGGAGCUGGUGCUGUACCUGCUGGCCAAUGGAGCCCGCUGUGAGGCCAACACCUUUGAUGGCGAGCGCUGCCUGUAUGGGGCACUGAAUGAUGCCAUCCGCCGGGCUCUGCGUGAAUACAAGCAGGUCACAGCCUCCUGCAGACGACGGGAUUACUAUGACGACUUCCUGCAGCGGCUCCUGGAGCAGGGCAUCCACAGUGACGUGGUCUUCAUAGUGCACGGGAAGCAGUUCCGGGCACACCGCUGCAUCCUGGGUGCACGCAGCACCUACUUCGCCAACAUGCUGGACACUAAAUGGAAGGGCAAGAGCAUCGUGGUCCUUAGACAUCCCCUGAUCAACCCAGUGGCCUUCGGGGCCCUGCUGCAGUACCUGUACACAGGCCGCCUGGACAUUGGCGUGGAGCACGUCAGUGACUGCGAACGCCUGGCCAAGCAGUGCCAGCUGUGGGACCUGCUUGGCGACCUGGAGGCCAAGUGUGAGAAGGUGUCUGAGUUUGUGGCGUCCAAACCGGGCACGUGUGUGAAGGUGCUGACCAUCGAGCCCCCGCCAGCAGACCCCCGACUGCGGGAGGACAUGGCACUGCUGGCUGACUGUGCCCUGCCCCCUGAGCUGCGAGGUGACCUCGGGGAGCUGCCCUUCCCAUGCCCUGAUGGCUUCAACAGCUGCCCGGACGUGUGCUUCCAAGUGGCUGGUUGCAGCUUCCUCUGCCACAAGGCCUUCUUCUGCGGCCGCAGCGACUACUUCCGAGCCCUGCUGGAUGACCACUUUCGGGAGAGUGAGGAGCCAAUGGCUGCAGGGGGUCCCCCGGCCAUCACCCUGCAAGGCAUCUCACCUGACGUCUUUACCCACGCAGAUGGGCCCUUGGUAGGCUGCAGAGCAGAAGCGAGUGACAAGACUCAUGUCCUGAGCACAGGACCCUUGGGGAGCCAGCUGCUGCCCGAGGUGGCCUACGACGUGCUGAGCGUGGCUGAUAUGUACCUGUUGCCAGGCCUGAAGAGGCUGUGUGGCCGCAGCCUGGCCCAGCUGCUGGACGAGGACAGUGUGGUGGGGGUGUGGCGUGUGGCCAAGCUGUUCUGCCUGGCGCGGCUGGAGGACCAGUGCACUGAGUACAUGGCCAAGGUCAUCGAGAAGCUGGUGGAGCGGGAGGACUUCGUGGAGGCGGUGAGGGAGGAGGCGGCGGCAGUUGCGGCCCGUCAGGAGACAGACUCCAUCCCGCUGGUGGACGACAUCCGCUUCCAUGUGGCCAGCACAGUGCAGACCUACAGUGCCAUUGAGGAGGCGCAGCAGCGGCUGCAAGCGCUUGAGGACCUGCUCGUGUCCAUUGGCCUGGACUGCUGAAUCCCCGCCGGCUGUCUUGGGGACAAGCGUGUGUGUGUGUGUGUGUGUCUGCAUCUGCGGCUGCUUGUCCUGCUCCUCACAUACUUGAGGGCCCCACCGUGGGCCAAGGUGGUCCAGUGGGGCUCCCCUCAUGAGCCUGGGGACCCCAGGGGAGGUCUCCUCGGGAUGAGCCCCCUCCCCCAAUGCACAAGCCUGCCCCCAAGACUCUGGGGCUGGGCACCACUCAGGGAAAGCUGAGGUAGGGGUGGGCUUUGGUCUCCUGGCCCUCCCAGGACUGGGCCAGGCCUGGACGCCUCUCUGAGCCAGCUGCUCCCACACACAGGGCCAGUCAGGAUGGGCCAGGAGAGACCAUGUGUGGCAAUAAAGCUUGAAUUUGCUGUGGGAGCCUGAACCUGUGUCCUGGGGCGUGGCUGAGGAGGUGGGGCUUUUUGAGCAAGAGCUGGUGAGGAGCAAGCAGGGCUCUAGAGUUGGGGCUCGGACCUCCUCACUGGCACCACUCCUCUUGAGGUGCGUGAGGGGCUGCCUGGGUGCCCAGCAGAGGCAGGUUCAGAGCUCUGGCCAAGGAGACCCAGAUAUCUGCUGCUGAUCCCAGCCCUGGCCUGGGCCCAGCCUGGCUCCCUCCACACCUCGCCCGCUCUGGCCUCUGGCUGUUGGGGGCCUCAUUGCAGGAGAGGGGCUGAGGGCUGAAAUGACCAUUUUCUCUCUGCCCAGGGCCAGUCUCCUCCACAGACACCCAUCCCGCGCCAUCCUGCCUUUUCAACUCAGAGUGGCACACAGCCGUGGGCGGGGAGAGGAGUGUGUGACGGCUCCUCGGGCCUCUGCUACUGGGUGUCUGGCUCACCCUGUGGCUGUUUUGCAGGUCUUCAUGCCUUUUUACUGUGUCAUUUUCUAGAACUUUUUAUGUUUUUUUCUCUCCCUCCCCAGUGUUUUUUCAUCUGUUUUCCUCUUGCGUGUUAGUUGCAUGGGGGAAACUGUCAGGUCUGCAGUGACCAUAAUGAGUGCCCAGAUGGGACAGUUAUCCGGCAGUCGGGGAGGAGGGUGAUGAGUAUGUUGGACAGGAGGGAGGUGGCCUCUGGCAGCCCGGUAGGUGGGGAUGGUUCACAGGGUCAGAGGCCGGAGUUCCCUCCAUGGCACUGCAUUUUACUACCUGGUCACCGCUCUUUGCCCCAGUUUGCCCACCUGUAGAUUGGGAAUGAUUAUAAAGUAACUCCUUCCUGGC